Molecule: messenger RNA, 1669 nt
Organism: Spinacia oleracea (spinach)
Lineage: Eukaryota; Viridiplantae; Streptophyta; Magnoliopsida; Caryophyllales; Amaranthaceae
Product: wall-associated receptor kinase-like 22
Exons: 3
Coding region: 1-741 (246 amino acids)
Biological process (GO): protein phosphorylation; cell surface receptor signaling pathway
Cellular component (GO): plasma membrane
Molecular function (GO): ATP binding; protein serine/threonine kinase activity
Source: RefSeq, a predicted model, not a curated record
AUGCGUACCACCAUCUAUAAAGAAACUCUUGAAGGCCGCAUUGUAGCCAUCAAAACCCCACGACAGCUAGAGCCAGAGCCUGAUAUUGAAUUGAUUGAUCACUUUUUAACUGAAGCCUCAACAUCAUUGGUAAUGAAUCAUGAUAAUAUGGUAAAACUCUAUGGUUGUUGCCUCGAAACAUUUAUACCAAUACUAGUAUAUGAAUUCUUGUCAAUUGGAGGUCUCUUUCAAUGUCUACAUGAUGAUGUUGCAUCUAGUAAGUGUAUAAAGUGGGGAGAUCGUUUGAGGGUUGCAACUGAUAUAGCCUACGCGCUGUCUUAUAUGCAUAAUGCCUUGUUAAAGCCAGUAGUGCAUAGGGAUGUCAGGUCAUUAAGUGUACUACUUGAUGAUUCAUUGCGUGGUAAGUUAGCGAAUUUUGGGUAUUCAAUGUCCAUUACUCCAGGGGAAACUCCUCAAAGAUUUCCAGUUGAAGGAACUCCUGGAUAUAUUGAUCCUGAUGUAGAAACUCAAGAGGUGACUGAUAAGUGUGAUGUGUAUAGUUUUGGGGUUUUUGUGCUGGAGCUGUUAACUAAAAGGCAGCCACUUGAGAUGGCUAGAUGUGGGGCCGACUUAGUUGAUGUGUUUGUUUCAGCUGUGGAAAGGAAUUGUAUGAUGGGGAUGAUUGAUAAUGAGGUCUUGGAACAAGCAAGUAGGGAUGAGAUUCAACGGGUUGCACAGCUUGCGUUGUUGUGUGUAGCAUAGAAAGGGGCUGAGAGACCGACCAUGAUUGAUGUUGUUGGUGAGCUUUGGAAUAUACAGACAGGAAAGAUGCACAGCAGAAGACCAUAGUGUGGAGAAGAAUUGUAUGAUAGAGAUGAUCGAUAAUGAGGUCUUGGAACAAGCAAGUAGGGAUGACAUUCAACGGGUUGCACAACUUGCAUUGACAUGCGUGGCAAAGAAAGGGGCUGAGAGACCGAGUAUGGUUGAUAUUGUUGGUGAGCUUUGGCGCAUACGAGACAUUAAGUGAAGCAGAAAUUGUGUGUGGCAUGUCAGGUUCAAGCUAAGAGAUAAAGAUGCAGAAGAGCAAGGCACACAGCAGAAAACAACAGCUGUGGGGAAGAAUUGCAUGAUGGAGAUAAUUGACAGUAAAAUCUUGGAAGAAGCAAAUAGGGAUGAUAUUAAUUAGCGGGUGUCACAACUUGCAUCGUCAUGUAUGGCAAAGAAAGGGGCUGAGAGACUGAUCAUGAUUCUUGAUUGAUAUUGUUGGUGAUCUUUGGUUUGGAACACACUUGUAUAAGAUUGAGACAAGUGAAGCAGAAUUUGUGCUCGAAACGUCAGGUGUAAGUGAAAAAAAAAGAUGCAGAUAAGCAAGGUGCACAGCAGAGGACCAGAGGUAAGAAGGUAACUAGAUAGCUACUUGUACAGUUGUACAUGAUAAGCCACAUAUAUAAAAAAUGCAGUAACAUCAUUUUUAAUCCAUUCAACAAUUAACAAAAAAAAUGAGUCUUAAGUAUUAUAUUGAAAUAAAGAAUUCCUUUUUGUAAAAAUUUGUGAUAUAACUUUGUUGUAUAUGAAUAUCAUAGAACUUUUAAAUAAUUAAAAAUUGUAAAAAAAUGUCAGAGUUUCCCAUGUCAGGUCAAAUGUAUAUCAAAAGAACAAAAAGAAAAAAUAUCUUUUAUAUUUGUUUGUA